AUGGGCAAUUGUGCAUCGCCUCAGUACAAGGAAAAGGUUGCCGGUGGUGGUCUAAACCGGACAUCUCCGGCCAAAAUAGUUCACAUAGAUGGAAGGCUACAGGAAUUCAGAGAGCCAAUCAAAGCCAGCAACGUACUCUCCCUGAACCCCAACAGCUUCCUCUGCAGUUCAGAAUCCAUGUACAUUGAUCGUCGGCUGCCCCAAGUGCCAGAUGAUGAGGAGCUUCAAGUGGGUCAGCUUUAUUUCCUCAUGCCACUAUCCAAGUCAAAAACCCCGUUAUCCCUGCAAGAAUUAUGCGCCCUUGCUAGUAAAGCUAACGCAUCUCUUGCUCAAUCGGACAUGGGGCUUACGCAGAAAAAACAUUACCGUAUUUGGAUAGAUGUGGCACUAAAAUUCUGGCCAGUGAUCAACGGUGCUGUAAGAUUCCGAUUCGCAUCGACAUAA
Populus trichocarpa (black cottonwood) is the source of this 444-nucleotide messenger RNA. RefSeq lists its product as uncharacterized. The record is from RefSeq and is a predicted model, not a curated record. The transcript has a single exon. Lineage: Eukaryota; Viridiplantae; Streptophyta; Magnoliopsida; Malpighiales; Salicaceae. The coding region runs from base 1 to 444 and encodes 147 amino acids.